GGAUGCCUUGGCUUUGUAAAUGUGUAGUUGCUCUUUGAAAGUCACCGUUUGUGAAUUCGGUUCAGGAACAUCUAUUUAUCGAUAAGAGAGUUUAAUUUGUUGAAGUCUUUAUUAUUAUUAUGGUGGUUACAUGGAAUUCAUGUGUGUGUUUUCGAAUCAAAUUGUUCUAGUUUGAAAGUUAUUUAAUAUUUCGAAACGUGGAAAUAAAGUGGAAAUUAACGUCCAUACAAAAUGUCAGUCAGUUAUACGAUGCCCCCUCUUCCCGCAAACUCUUCACAAGAUGGAAUUCGCGAGACAAUGUUAUAUAGUGGAUCAAAGUUUAUAGGGUUCCAAAAAUCUCAAGGCAAUUCAUAUGACGUCGAAGUGGUUCUGCAGCAUAUCGAUCUUCAAAACUCUUUUCUGUGUGGGUAUUUAAAAAUUAAUGGACUAACGUUUGAAUUCCCAACGCUUACAACGUUUUUUGAUGGGGAAAUCAUAUCCAAGAAAUAUCCAUUUUUAACAAGAAAGUGGGAAGCCGAUGAAGAUGUAGACAAAGGCCAUUGGAGCAAAUUUGGAGCUUUUGCUGAAUAUGAAGGAACGUUUAAUUCAGAUAAUUUUGACUUUCAAAAUUUAGCGAAUAGCGAUUAUGUUUUUAUGCGAUGGAAGGAACAUUUUCUUGUGCCUGAUCAUACUAUAAAGGACAUAAAUGGGGCAUCUUUUGCCGGAUUUUAUUAUAUAUGCUUUAUUAAAUCUACCGGAAAAGUGGAAGGGUAUUAUUAUCACCGUUCAUCUGAGUUAUAUCAAUCUAUUGAACUAGAGCACAUACCUGAAAAUUCUUCAGAAAUAUACGAAUUUAGAUAAGCAAAGUCAUGUGUUAAAACUACACAAGUAAUGCAAAUAUUAGGCGCAUGCCGUCAAGGCAAAGUAUCAUAAGUAGUUAUAUGCGAAAGAAUAGUCGGCAAUACAAACAGCCGCAACAUUGCCUUUGUCCGGAAAGAAAUUCACGGGGAUUUUUCACAAAAAUAUGUAUUGCGAAUUUCGCCCGAAAUACAUUUCACCUCGAAUGAGCUCGUAUUAUUGAGAUCUGAUAGCUACAUGAAGUUGAAAAGUAUUAAUUGUAGUAAAGGGUUUUCCAAUAAGAGGUGUUAUUUUGAUAUUCAAAGAAAAUUCCUAUUUUUUAAUAUAAAUGAUCGGAUGUUUAUUUCAUUAUAAAGAGGAAGGUAUGCUGUUAAUAGUGGAAAAUAACAUCCGGCAAAUGACACCACGACCACGCUUACAGGACAAUAUCACGACACGAAUUCCAUUUUUGAGGUCUUGAAUCGACCCUGGGAUGUUGGCAUAGACCUUCUCUUUCACGUGGCCUCAAAGAAAAAAGUCACAAUGUCCUAAAUCACAAGAUCUCGGUGGCCAAUUGUUAUCACCUCUUCGAGAGAUAACACGGUGCGGAAACUUUUCCCGUAAAAGAUCAAUGGUAGCUUGUUGAAAAUAAACGUUGUUCAGAUCCAUACCAUCCAAUUCCGACGAUAAAAAAUCGUUAAUCAUUUCUCCUGUUUAACACCUAACACCUGUUAUUGGAAAACCCUUUAGAUUAAUUAAAAAUUUUAAUGAAAUUUAAAAUGCAAAAAGCAAAUGUGGAACAUCAGUAACUAGGAGACAGCUGAAAGGAUUAGAAUCCUUUAGAACUACCUGAAACUAUAAGCUAGUAGAAUGUUUGUUUGUGCAUCUACAAUACUAAAAAAAUUGAAUAUUUCAAACAUAGGCAAUAUUACAGGCCAAACAAAGAAACUUGUAAAUAUUUGUUAGAUGUGUUAACCAAUUUCUUACCACACUCAAGAAAAAAUUUGCAAUUCCGCCAAUAGUUAAAAUAAACGCUCGCAAAAAUUGUUGAUAAA
Molecule: messenger RNA, 1871 nt
Organism: Anastrepha obliqua
Lineage: Eukaryota; Metazoa; Arthropoda; Insecta; Diptera; Tephritidae
Product: glucose-induced degradation protein 4 homolog
Exons: 4
Coding region: 232-840 (202 amino acids)
Biological process (GO): protein catabolic process in the vacuole; negative regulation of gluconeogenesis; protein targeting to vacuole
Cellular component (GO): GID complex; extrinsic component of membrane
Source: RefSeq, a predicted model, not a curated record